AUGACGGCAGCCAAGGCCCUUGCUACUGUGCAUGGAAAACCACUUGUCUAUGUGCAUCACAUGCGUGCGCAUGCCCUGACACCUCUUCUGACAGAACCAGAGCCUCCUUCCUUCCCAUUCCUCACGCUGCUGGUGUCGGGUGGUCAUACAAUGCUGGUGCUUGUGCAUGGGCUUGAUGCAUUCCAAAUUUUGGCCAAUACUUUGGACGAUUCUGUUGGAAAUGCAUUUGAUAAAUUUGCUAGAGAGCUGGAGCUUGGAUGGCAAAGUGCCUCUGGAGCUCUUGUUGAAGCGCUCGCGGCGCAGCAUGACCCUUUACAAGCUGUGGAUAAGCCGUACCUGCCACGUAUCCUGCUUGGCACGCCGACCUUCUCGUACUCGGGACUGCGUUCUGCAGCGAUGCGGCAGAUUUCAAUCGCAGGAGGUGCGCGUACUAUGUCAUCCAAGGAGAAGGCUGCCCUCGCCUACGACUUUCAGCUCGCCGCGUUUGCUCCGCUUGAAGACAAGAUUGUUCGCGCCUUGGUGCCCCAGCGUGGGCGCGGAUGGCAAUUGGCAAAUUCUUGUGCGAGCAUACAUCCGCACGAAAUCCGAAGCGUUGUAUGCAGCGGCGGCGUUGCAUCGAAUGCAUUCCUCCGGCGCCGUUUACGUGACGCCUUGGACUCACACGGCCGGCACGAUGUUACAUUGCAUUUCCCACCCGUCUCUCUGUGUAUGGACAAUGCAGCCAUGAUUGCUUGGGCUGCGCAUUUGUAUUGGCAUGAACGAACACAUGACUUGUCACCACACGUCGUGGCAAAAUGGCCAUUGGACGUUUAA
Malassezia globosa CBS 7966 is the source of this 813-nucleotide messenger RNA. RefSeq lists its product as uncharacterized. NCBI's taxonomy places the organism in Eukaryota, Fungi, Basidiomycota, Malasseziomycetes, Malasseziales, Malasseziaceae. The record is from RefSeq and is a predicted model, not a curated record. Gene Ontology annotation, biological process: mitochondrial tRNA threonylcarbamoyladenosine modification. Bases 1 to 813 code for a protein of 270 amino acids. Gene Ontology annotation, cellular component: mitochondrion. The transcript has a single exon.